Messenger RNA from Ascochyta rabiei, 1164 nucleotides. RefSeq lists its product as uncharacterized. NCBI's taxonomy places the organism in Eukaryota, Fungi, Ascomycota, Dothideomycetes, Pleosporales, Didymellaceae. The transcript has a single exon. Bases 1 to 1164 code for a protein of 387 amino acids. The record is from RefSeq and is a predicted model, not a curated record.
AUGUCCCCGCAGCAGCCCGCCCCGCAUGCCCCAGGCGUGCCCCUGGCCAGGCUGGCCGACGACAUGAGCACAACCGACGGCACCGGCAUCCUGGCCAAGGGGAAGAAGCUGCUGGGGCUGGGCGGCGGUGGCCAGCACGAAGGCAUUGGGCAGGCCGAGCAGGACGCCUUUGCAAAGGCAGAAGAGGUCGCGCCCACACGCACCCUCUCGCCCAGCACGACAUGGCCGGCGCCCCCGCCCGCGCCUGCGUCUACGUCUGCGCCUACGUCUGCGCCAACGUCUGCGCCGCCGCUCCUCCCCUCUCCCUCUCUGACCGCUGCGCCCUUUGACCGUCGCGCGUCGCCCCGCGGCAGCCCGCGCGUGGCCCCCAUUGGCAUAGGCGCCUCGCCCACGCGCCGCAUCCACCGCUCCCCGUCGCCGGGCCUGCACUCGCCCGCCUCGUCGCAGAUCUUCGAGCGCAACGUGCAGGAGCCCGAGCUCUCGCCCGCCAUCCCCAACCACGUCAAGACCGAGGACAUGAUCCCGCCUGCCCUUGACGCCUCUGCUCUCGCCAUCACCGACGACCACCUCAACCCGGAAAAGGUCGAGAUCGUGACGCACUCGGCACACCAGGCCGCUGCUGCCACCGUCUCCGCCAGCAUGGCCGACUCGGUCUACUCGCCCUCGCUAGCGCCCGACGACUUGGUGACGUCUGCGCACGCCGAGAGCACCGACCCCACGCCCAACUACGGAUCGCUCGACACGGACGACGUCAAGCGCCUGAGCUUCAUCUCCUUUGCCGACGUGGUCCAGGCAGAGCACGUGGAGAACGACAGGGAAUCCUUUGGGCCAACCGACGGUAUACAGUUCAUGAGCUUAAACUCGACGUCUGCCAACCGCUCGCCCUCGCCUGUACGAUCUCCACUGUCGUCACAGGGCCGCACGACUUCCCCACCCACAAGCGGCGCUCCCUCGGAGAAGGGCGUCGAGCACGAGCGCACCCGUUCGCCCAGCAGCCCCUCGACCUCACACGUAGCGCACAACGCUCCGCUGAGCGAGGAGCUGCCACUCCAGGUCGAGACGAUGCGCCAGGCUAUCCGCAAGACGGGCACUUCGGGCGAAACCCCGCCGCACUCGCAGCCCCUCAGCCCUGUGAGCAUCGAGGGCGAGCGCCCGUUUCGAUGA